Messenger RNA from Micromonas commoda, 3729 nucleotides. RefSeq lists its product with no specific name. Gene Ontology annotation, biological process: phosphatidylinositol dephosphorylation. The transcript has a single exon. Bases 1 to 3729 code for a protein of 1242 amino acids. Gene Ontology annotation, molecular function: phosphatase activity. NCBI's taxonomy places the organism in Eukaryota, Viridiplantae, Chlorophyta, Mamiellophyceae, Mamiellales, Mamiellaceae. The record is from RefSeq and is a predicted model, not a curated record.
AUGGGCGACGACGACGACGGGUCGUCGAGGCGAACAUCGCCGCUCGACCGGUCCCCGCGAUCGCCCGCGUCUCGGCUCGGGAACGCGCGCAUCGCCAACGCGCUCGCGUGCGCCCCCGUGACGACCGAGUCGAGAGAUGCGAGCGCGAGAUCUGGACCCGCCGACGACGCGCGGGAGACGGAGGAGACGAACCGAUCCCCCGCGCACAGGAUGUCGGUGUACAUCGGGACGUGGAACGUGGGCAACACCGCGCCGCGGAUGGACGCCGCGAAGGCGUGGCUCGCGCCCGCGCGCGGCCACGCCAUCGUCGCCGUCGCCGCGCAGGAGGCUUCGUACCCGCACUCCAAGCACAACCUCUCGCCGAAGGACGUCACCGCGGAGCUGUCGGAGAGGAAGGGCGACUCGACGGCGAAUCCGGAGGUUGGCGGUUCGACUCCACCGUCGCGCGGGACCGAGGGCAAGUCCCGCGGCGUCGGCUGGCGGAUGACGAGGAGCAAGAUGACGCGCUUCUCCGGCGCGGUGGCUGGCGCGCUCGCGGGAGCCGUCGCCGCGGGACCCCUCGCGCCCAUCGGCGCCGUCGCCGGCGCCGCCGCGGGCUACUACUCCUCCGCCAAGGUGGCGGAGGAGCUAAAGGUUCGCGAUCACUGGUUCGACCUCGUCAAAGCCGCGGUGGGGCCGGAAUACGUCACGGUACAGACGGCGGUGCUGCUGCAGAUGCGUUUAAUCGUCCUCGCUCGUCGCGACGUCGCGGACCUCGUCACCGAGACCAGGGUCGGGUACCAAGCCACGGGGAUCCUCGGCGGGACCGUCGGGAACAAGGGUGGGCUGAUGGUGAGGAUCGAGCUGGCGCACGGCCGGGAGAGCAUGGCGUUCGUGGCGACGCACCUGUCGGCUCACGAAGGGGAGAAGCACGUCCGCUCACGAAACGAGUCGCUCGCCAGGAUCCUCGCGGGGUGCUGGGACGGAAGCCUCGUGCGUCGGCUCGGGGAGGGCGGCAACGGCGUGGAUGUGGACGGGGGGUCCAGCCGGCCGUCGGCGGGCAGGGACGGUGACGACGCGGGCGAUGUCCGCGGCGGCGGGGGUGGACGGGGAGGACGGGAGCGCGAGGAGACGCGAUUCGAGUACGGAGAAGACGGAACUGGCGGAGGAACCGGCGGAGUCGGCGCGGCGGGUACAGGGGACGCGGACGCGGACGCGGACGUCGAGGGUUCGAUCCCCACCAGGAGCGCCGGGCCGGAAACUUUCGGCGGCGGUCGGUCGCCGACGACGCGGUCGAUGACGGCGAGAUCGGCGCUCCCCGGCGAGGAGACUCCGAACAACGCUUCAUCCGCUUCAUCCGCCGAGACUCCCAUUCGCAUCGCCCGGCAGCUCUCCCGCAAGGCUGGAGAUUUCCUGCAGGAAGCUGGCGCGACGGUCACGGCGUCGCCGGCGAUGAGGCGCGCGAGGGAGGGCAUCGAGAAGCUGCAGAGCGCGUCGGGGAAGGUGCUCGCUCCGGGGAAGGCGCUCAACUCCCGCGCUGGGGACGCGACGACUGGCGUCGUCUCCGGCUCCGGCGAUGACAAAAAGCUCCCUCCCUCGCGCGUCUUCGCGAAGGAGCCCGCUCGGGAGCUCCUGGCGUGCACCGGCCACGUGUUCGUGUUCGGGGACCUGAACUACCGGAUCGACCCGGGCGCCGUCGUGCAUCGCGAGUGGGGCGCAAUGUGGAAACGGAGCAACGACGCGCCCUCCGGCUCAAUCGCCGCCGCCGUCGCGGGCCUCGCCGCCAAGAGCGCCAAGAAGAAGGCUGUCGCCUCCGCGUUCCAGGCGACGUCGCCGAGCGGUAAGGGGGGAGCGGGGACAGCCGGGGACGGCGAGGACGGCGGUUCGAUUCCGGGGUCGUCCGCCAACCCGGGGUCCAGCGCGGCGGGAUCCUCCGCCGCCACCCCGAGCGGCGCGGCGACGCCCGUCCGGGGCGGGCCCGGCGCAGACGACCGUCACGCCGACCGUCACAACGACGCGUUCAACUCGGCGGCGUGGGUCGAGGGAUGGCGCGCGGUGGCCGGUUUGUGCGAUGCGUCGGAUUGGGCGAGCCUGCGCGCGGGCGAUCAGCUGUCGAGGGAGAUUCGAAGAGGGGUGGUGCUGCACGGCUUUCGCGAGGGCGCGCUCGCGUUUCGCCCCACGUUUAAGCUCGACUCGUCGACAGAGAGGAAAGGCGACGCGAAGGCGAAUCCGGAGGUUGGCGGUUCGACUCCACCGUCGCGCGAAGACCAAUCGGAUGUCUCGACGCACAGGGGUUUCUCGAGGAAGCGGGUGCCGAGCUGGUGCGACCGGGUGACGUUCGGGUCGCUCCCCGGUUUCCAGAAUGGUUUCCAGAAUGGUUCGGAUCGCGUUCGCGUCGAGGCGUACGGGGCGUGCCACGGGUUAACGACGUCCGACCACGCGCCGGUGUACGCCUCGCUCGACGUGGCGAUCAGGGGGGUGGAGGAUGCGACAUGCGGCGACGACUCCGGUUGGGGCGGAGGAUCGGGCGGGUGGGAGGGGCGACUGCGGACGACGCCCGAGCGAGUCCGCCGGGCGCGAUCGACGGGGGCGACGACGACGACCCGACUGCGCGCGGCGGCGCCCCCCGCGGCGGCGACGGUGGCGGUGAACAGCCUCCGCGUCGUCGCUCGUGGUUUCCAGAAUGGUUUCCAGAAGGGGGGAGGAGGGGGAUCGAAAGGAGGGACGACGGCGGACUUGAGCAGCGGCGACUCGAGCGCUCGAUUGGACAAGGCAAAAUCGUCGGACAAGACGGACAAUCAGGGCGACGGCGGCGAGCCCGAUUCAUCCGCGGCGGGGAGCGACGUCGACGCCGCCGCGGCGGCGUUGCGUCGCCUCCUCGCGUCCGUUACGUCCGUCCCGACCUCGACCUCGACCUCGUCGCCGCCGCCGCUUCCCGUGACGGUUCACGUCUCCUGCGAGGGCGGCGUCGAGGUGGUCGCGCCCGAGGCGCCGGCGGACCGAGCCGCCGGCGCCUCCGUCGUGCGCGUCGUCGGCGAACCGCGAGGUCGCGGGCUGGAUUCCCCGCGCCAACUCUCCGACGAUGAAUACGACGACGAUGAAUACGACGACGAGGACGACGAGGAGGACGGGUCGACAAAAAAGACGCGUCUCGGCGCGAAGCUGGAGAUUUCGUGGGCGGACGGCGCGACGCCGUCGAUCGCACUCGCGCCGCGCUGCGCGACGGUGGAUACGAACCGCCAACCUCGCGGUUCGCCGCCGAGGCGCGCGCGACUCGGCACGCGUCGGUCGACGCGCGGGUCCAAGUCGGAGCCCGUCGGAUCGGGAAAAGAAUCCGUGGAAGCAUCCGCGGAAGGAUUGGAACCCGGCGGCGCGAGAACGUCGCUGGACGAGACGGCGGAGGACGCCCUCGCGUCUCGCAUCGAGGCCCUGACGAUGUCCCCGUCCCCGUCCCCGGGGGGUGCCGACUUUUCGUCCCCGCAAACAUGGUCGCGCGUCUCCAGGGUGAACGCGUUGGGCGCGUGUCACGCGAUUGUCACCAUUAGCGUCGACGGGUGCGUAGCCGGCGUCGGCGUGGUCGGUUUGGGCGAAGCGGUUAAAAUCGUCGCGGAUGGGAUUCGAGCCGGGGACGUAAGGGACGAGCAGGUGGCGAGCUCCGGUGCGGUGAGGUUCAGCGUUCCGCUGACGAGGUGCGGGCGGCUCUUCGGGAGGGUGGAGGGCACGGUGUCAAUCGCCGUGCCGGCGGCGUGA